Effrenium voratum is the source of this 991-nucleotide messenger RNA. The record is from the annotation of a GenBank genome assembly. Lineage: Eukaryota; Dinophyceae; Suessiales; Symbiodiniaceae.
AGCCUUUUUGGGUGAGAGCAUGGGUCCCGGAGGGUCCCGGCACCUUCCCCCGCCUCGAUGUGCGAGCUGGGGGAUAUGUUGGAGGAGAAGACGCUGCCGCAAUCCAGCUGCCGCGCGCGAGAGCUCCAAGCCUUGGCCUUGAGUCUGGUGCUGAACUCGCGCCUUAGGCAGCCGGGAGGCUUUUCGCUGUUCAACGAGCUCCACCUGGCCGGUGCCAAGAGCAAGGCCUCUGAAGAGGUAGAGCCUGCAGAUCCUUGGGGCAUCCCUCGGAUCAAGUGCUGGGCAGAUGCUACUGAUGAUGAGGAUGAACAGAUCCUCAGAGGCCGGCCUGCGGCGAAACCGCGCCCCAAGCGCAUCUACUCCCGGCGCGUGCUCCUCCAAGCCCGGCCGCGCAGCUCGGGCGGCGGAAUUGGCGCGGAGGCGGCGCUGCCCGUGGCUAGGAGGCUCGACCUCGCUCCAGAGGCGCAAAGGACCUCGGUCGUGGAGACGCGGAGACGUCGACCGGCCGAGCACUUCUUCGACCCCGCGAGUGCCGAGAGCACCUUCGAGGCAGUUCUCGCGUGGCUGGAACCGGACGCCAGGCAGCGCCGGGUUUCCUUUGCUGCCGCGCAGGCCGCGCUCCCGCUUCCUGAAAAGUCGCCUCUCCGAGCUGGUGAGGCAGCGCUGGAGGAAGAGGCCUCGGAGGACGUCGUUGGCGAAGCCACGAGCGCGCCGCGGCAAGGGGACGGUUGCUCCGGGAAUUUCCGCUGGCCAUGGGUCAUGAUUUGGGCGCUGCUGUUGCUGCUGAGUUAUUUCUGGGCUCCAGGCGCCCAGCCCGCGGUGCAAGCGGCGAGGCCCGGCGUGAGCUUUGCUCCCCAGUGAGGCGCCGAGCGACUCGGCGCCGCCGAAGGGCAUCCCCUCUGCCACUGCAGUUCUCCGAGUUGAACGGAGUUUUCCCGCCAGCUGACCGAAACACGUGUGUCGUCGCUGAUGUGUUUUUGGUUUUGGUGUG